AUGGCUUUUUCUGGGGACCGCUGGCACUUGCUGACGUCGGGGGCAAGAACGCGUAAUAAAGGAAAAGUGGGAGGGUGCUCGCCACACGCGAGUCCGUGUGGAUACUUGAUUCGUCUUCCCCAAGUCUUCUCUUCCGCCCUUCGCCCCAACUUCGCUAUAAAAUCUCCUCUCUCUCUCUCUCACCCAACGACGGCCAUUUGCCACCCUAAAUCCCAAUCCAAAUCCACUCCGGCGACGGCAAUUCAACCCAUCCUCCUCUCCCCAGGCCGCCGAGUAUCGGGGAAAGCAUCCCGGAGGAUGGUCUCGGAAAAUAUUCCUACUACGGGUAAUGAGUCGAAUGUUGUUGCAGUAGAGUCACAAGGGUCUCCUCCUUAUAAAAAAGGUCUAGCUAGAGUUCCAAAGAAGAUACACAAAGCUGAGAGGGAGAAACUUAAACGUGACCAACUGAAUGAACACUUUGUUGAGCUCGGACAUGUGCUUGAACCAGAUCGUCAAAAUAAUUGUAAAGCUUCCAUAUUAGGAGAUACUACCCGAGUACUUCGUGAUCUAUUUGCUCAAGUAAAUUCUCUCGGGAAGGAAAAUGCUGCUUUGCUAUCUGAAUCUCGCUAUGUUACGGUGGAGAGGAAUGAGUUGAAAGAUGAGAAUAAUGCCUUGCAAUCUGAAAUAUCACUGCUCCAAAAUGAACUACAGAGGAAAACACAGUCUGUUUCUGUCUGGAAUGACACCCCUAGUGCAAAUCCCCUGAUUCAACCACAACCAACUACUACUGUUCUUUCGAUGCAGCAUCCACCAUUCAUUAUUGGAUCCAAUCCAGCUGCCCGUGUUCAGGAGCUCCAACUUUUUCCAGUGGAAAGAACACCACCAUCUACGCAGCCAGGACCGCCACCUCAGGUGACAAGGCCUCAUGCUAGAUACCCUGCGCCAUUGGACUUGUGGUCAGGUCAGCUGCUUUCUACUCUUCCACAGACAUCACAACGAGAGAUAUAUGACGAUAGUAGUACAAGCACCACUAGCAAGGAAGGAUGUGAUAAACCAUGAGCCUAAAAUUUGAUCUUGAAUUCAGAAUUGUACAUCACAAAUUUGACAAAAUUUUUCCCCACAUGCUAAGAGUCUAAAUGAAGCAUUAGAAGAAUUCUAGUCGGUAUAUUACCUAGGUAAAAACUUGAGCAAGCGGGAAAGUAGCUAGCUUGAAUCAUAUAUAUAUUCUGUUAUGAAGAAAUAAAUUCAUGCUUUACCCAUUUCUCUUGAAUAGUUUCAGCCUGGUUUCCAAGAGCAAAGAUCUGUUAUUGAGUGAGCGAAUAAAAUUUCAUCAUUGUUAUACGUCGGUUAUCCGACACAUGAAAUUGAUUGUAAUUCUCAGUUUGCCUAUUUUUCUUAAUUUUUUUUAGUCGUGACCAUUUGCAAUGUUAGUUAUACUAUGAAAUGAGUUUUCCCCUUUGAAUGCUAUUACUAUGAUCAAA
Molecule: messenger RNA, 1460 nt
Organism: Zingiber officinale
Lineage: Eukaryota; Viridiplantae; Streptophyta; Magnoliopsida; Zingiberales; Zingiberaceae
Product: transcription factor BHLH062-like
Exons: 5
Coding region: 1-1038 (345 amino acids)
Molecular function (GO): protein dimerization activity
Source: RefSeq, a predicted model, not a curated record